CAGCGAACCCGAGAGAAGCCUGCCGGUGGGCUCAAAUUGCCGUCAAAUGCGCCCUUCGGGGGGCAGCCUCAAACCUUAUUGUUAUGAGUUGAGCCGCCGACACUAGAUGCCAAAUUCCCCCGAACAUUUCAUCCUCUUUCCCUUAUGUAUGCCCUUUUUCGGGCAGCUAUGUGGUUUCACAUGUCUCUUUUAGGUCGACAUGAAUCUCAGGCUCGGUCAAACAGGAACACCCUUGACUAUCGCCAGCCCACACCCCCUUCCACUUCCUCACGGAUCCCUAUGUGCUAUCUUCCACAUCCAUUCCUGUCGUAUAAUCCCCCGCUGGCAUGCUGGCAUGCCGCUUGAGACUUGCAGCGUAUAAGUGAGAAGUGAUGGUCACCGUACUGGCCGACCUAUCAUUGUUCCCUCCCAAUCGGACCGCUCCGUGAUAUGUCUUUAUUAAGGUUCAGCCAUUGCACGGCGACCUGGUAAGCGGAGGUAUUGCCAGACAAGAACUAGCCAAAAAUGCCCACUUGCCGGGGAAUCAUUCGAGAGGCUUGUACGGGUAGCUAUUUUCCCCUAGGUUGCGCAAAGCUAAAUGAACUAGAAGCUUUUAG
This is a messenger RNA of Colletotrichum godetiae, 596 nucleotides long. RefSeq lists its product as uncharacterized. The record is from RefSeq and is a predicted model, not a curated record. Bases 145 to 345 code for a protein of 66 amino acids. Lineage: Eukaryota; Fungi; Ascomycota; Sordariomycetes; Glomerellales; Glomerellaceae. The transcript has a single exon.